Molecule: messenger RNA, 2365 nt
Organism: Setaria italica (foxtail millet)
Lineage: Eukaryota; Viridiplantae; Streptophyta; Magnoliopsida; Poales; Poaceae
Exons: 12
Coding region: 511-1980 (489 amino acids)
Cellular component (GO): cytoplasm; nucleus
Source: RefSeq, a predicted model, not a curated record
UUAUUAUCUGAUUGAGCGACACGACGGGAGGAGGACAAUUUGCUUAGAUUAUGCGCCAACUCUCGAGUCACCCGAUUGAUGGACACGUUCUACACAUGGGAGGGUAUCGUGCCCUCCCAUUGAAUGAUUAUCGAUUUCUUUGACACGUUUUACACAUGAGAGGGAAUCGUGCCCUCAAAUAUUUGUAAUUGUAGCAACAUUUUCUCAACCCGGUGAUGGUGUGAAAACCAUCCAGAGAUUCAAACCCAAAAAUUUUCAGGCCCUUUUGAAUUCGUAAUAUUUCAAUAUAUUUUAUUUCAGUGCAAGGAGUAGGAUCUAAUCACCGUGAAACAAGCUUAAUUUCUUUCUAGACUGUAGUCUGUCCUAGAAAGCUGCUAACCCACGUAAAAAACAAAAAAUACGUUAAGAAGUCGCAACUCGCUGGCCCAGUAAGAAGUCACAAAGCCCUAUGGUUUGCUACUGGGCCGGACCAAUCUCUUUGCAUCCACUCUCGCUCGCUCGCUCGCGGCCAUGGCGAACCCCCGCGGUGCGCCGCCUCUCCUCCACCCCCGCCUCCGGCGGCACCUGCGCUCGCCGAUCUCGCGCUGCGCCUGCCUGCUCCUCGCCUUUGCCGCUCUCCUCCUCCUCUCCGCCCUGCGCCAGGUCGCGCGGGUCGACUUCCCCCACCCCGACGCACCCCGCCAGGUGUCAAGCGAGCAGCUUUGGGCAUCUAUUGGCUACGGUUAUGAUGCUUGUGUUACACCAACCUCUAGAUAUAAGGUUCCAGGCAAGUCAGAUCGCUAUAUGACUGUCAGAAGUAAUGGAGGACUCAACCAAAUGCGCACUGGAAUCUGUGAUAUGGUUGCAGUUGCCCGUUUGGUGAAUGCAACACUUGUUGUCCCUCAGUUAGAUAAGCGAUCAUUCUGGCAAGAUACCAGUACAUUUAAAGAUAUCUUUGAUCAGCCUCAUUUUAUUAAAGCUCUGGAAGGAGAUGUCCACAUUGUGGAUGACUUGCCUGAAAGCUUGGAAUCUGCUCCAAGAACCCGGAAACACUUUACCUCAUGGUCUGGUGCAAGUUAUUAUGAGGAAGUGAAAGAGCUCUGGAAGAAUCAGAAGGUAGUUCACAUCCCGAAAUCUGACUCACGACUUGCUAACAAUGGUCUUCCAAUUGAUAUCCAGAGAUUGAGAUGCCGCUGUCUUUACCAAGCACUGCGUUUUUUGGAUCCAAUUGAGGACCUAGGAAAGAAGCUGGUGGAUCGUCUUAGGUCUCACGGAAAAUUCAUCGCUCUUCAUCUACGAUAUGAAAAGGAUAUGCUAGCAUUUACGGGAUGCACUUAUGGUCUGAGUGAUUCAGAAGCAAAUGAGUUGAGAAUUAUGAGGGAGAGAACAAGCCACUGGAAACUGAAGGAUAUAAACUCAACUGAACAGAGAUCUGAAGGCAACUGUCCACUGACUCCAAAUGAGGUGGGCAUUUUUCUGCGCGCUAUGGGCUAUCCUGAAUCCACAUGGAUCUAUCUUGCAGCAGGUGAAAUUUAUGGUGGUGAUAAAUAUAUAUCAAAAUUGAGAUCAUACUUCCCAAAUUUGGUUAGCAAGGAGAUGCUAGCGACAAAAGAAGAGCUUGAGAAAUUCAGUAAUCAUGCUUCUCAAGUUGCAGCCCUUGAUUACAUAAUUUCAGUUGAAAGUGAUGUGUUUGUUCCAUCACACUCUGGCAAUAUGGCAAAAGCUGUAGAAGGCCAUCGGAGAUUUCUGGGGCAUCGCAAAACUAUUACUCCUGAUAGGAGAGGAUUGGUGGAACUCUUUGAUUUACUGGAAAAAGGGGAACUCAUGGAAGGUCCAAAGCUAUCCUCAGUUGUUACUGACAUGCAUAAAUACAGACAAGGGGCUCCAAGGAAAAGAUAUGGCUCCUUGCCAGGAAGCAAGGGCAGAGCACGACUUAGGACUGAGGAAUCUUUUUAUGAAAACCCAUUUCCUGAGUGCAUCUGUCUGACUGGGAAGCAUUGAUGUUCUGCUGAUGUAUAGAGUUGUAUAAUGGCACCGUUCACUCGCAUUGGAAGUGAACUAGUGCUUCUUUUUGGCCAUUGGAGCUCUACUGACUUUCAAACUAAACGGAUACUCUAUGACAUGAGGCAGUGAAGGAUGCCUUCCUUCCAGUGAUCAGCAUCCAGUGACCUUGUUGGCCCAGAUGGACUGGCCCCCAUAACCAAGCAACUGUACAUGAAUGGGUUCGUUCCCACAAAAUCGAGAGAUUUGAUGUUUAGGUUGUAGGCAUGAAAGUUUCAAACAACACACGUAACGUAUGCAUUUGCAAGGAUCUGUAGCCCUGGAGGCAUUAUCAGAAAAAUUCUGUAGUGACAAGCAUCUGGCAUUUAAAGAACAAGUUUACACA